Molecule: messenger RNA, 2192 nt
Organism: Megalops cyprinoides (Indo-Pacific tarpon)
Lineage: Eukaryota; Metazoa; Chordata; Actinopteri; Elopiformes; Megalopidae
Gene: irf2bp2a
Product: interferon regulatory factor 2 binding protein 2a
Exons: 2
Coding region: 264-1811 (515 amino acids)
Biological process (GO): regulation of transcription by RNA polymerase II
Cellular component (GO): nucleus
Molecular function (GO): transcription corepressor activity
Source: RefSeq, a predicted model, not a curated record
GAAUUGGAGCUGGAACCACAAGUUUAGUGUUCAGUCAUGACGUCACUGCUCCACAUUGAGCUAGCAGAGUAGUAGUGGGAGAGAUAGAUAGAGGCGCGCCGUAGUAAAGUACACACUGCCAUGAACUUCUGUCGGUAACUUAAUUGUUGUUGCUGCAGUCAGGAGGGGAAGCUAUAAACAGUAGAUAUUGCGGUAUCCCGUUUUCAGAAAAUAAAGAAACAUCAACGCUUGGGAGAAGAUUUUUGUACACUUUCGCGAGAGCGAUGUCGUCCGCAGCAGUUGCUGCUUCGAGAAGGCAGUCUUGUUAUUUAUGUGACUUGCCCCGCAUGCCAUGGGCUAUGAUCUGGGAUUUUACCGAGCCCGUCUGCAGGGGAUGUGUUAACUACGAAGGAGCCGACCGUAUCGACUUUGUGAUUGAGACCGCUCGGCAGCUGAAGCGGGCUCAUGGCUUCCAGGAGGGGAGAUCUCCGGGGCCAGGGAAACCUCAGCUCUCCGGGAAAGAGAUUCAGUCCAUCAACCACACGGCUGGAGAUCCCGGCUCGCGGCCGCCACAGCCCCUGGAUCGCUAUCCGCUCACCUCUGAUCGGCCGCCCAGACUGGGUCCAGAGUAUCAGUCAGGGCGACAGGCUAACGGCAUUCCUGUCCCAAAUGGAUUCCCUAAACCAGACGAUCCACCAGAGCUGAACCGGCAGAGUCCCAACCCUCGCAGGACUAGCACGGUACCCCCGAAUUUGGUGCCUUUGGCUAACGGUAGCAUGCCCCCUGUACACGCGGUCAAUGGCAGACCUGGACAAAUGGUACUCCCUUCAGCAUUAACGACGUCGAGCCCGAGCGAGCUCAGCGGCAAGCGACCAGCCUCCGUCUCCAGCACGGAGCACGAGAGGGAAGUGAAAGAGAAGCACAGACCAGACAGCUUGACGCCGGAGAUCAGCGACAGCCACAAGAACAGGACAGAUGAAUGGAUGAGCAAGGGCAAAACAGUCAGGGACUUGAUGGCUCUCCACACUUUAGAUAACAGGUUCAAGAAGGACCACGCCGCCAUGCAGCAGAGAGUGCUGGGAUAUGAAAUGAGCCCAUCGGUUUCAAAAACAGACAGAGGAAAGCACCCUCGGAAUAUGAAGAGGAAAGCUUCACCGGAGCCUGAAGGAGAGGGUACGGCUGCAAAGCUCAACGGAGAAGUUCAACAGUGGCUCCCACCUCCCGCAGAGGUCCUGAAAAUGUCCACCGCGCAGCCCCCGAGCUUCGCUUCUCCGCCUUCCACAAUAUCCCCUCAUUCCCGCACUACUCCCCCCGAGGCUGCGCAGAACGGCCACUCUCCCAUGGCGGCGCUUAUUUUGGCAGCGGACAACGCUGGGGGAAACAGCUCGCCUAAGGAUGCCAACCAGGUGCACUCCACCACCCGGAGGAACAGCAGCAGCCCUCUCUCGCCGUCCUCCAUGAACCAAAGGAGACUGCCUCAGAGGGACGUGGCUAGCGCAGGAACACCGCACGUGCCAGGCAUGGAUCAAGUGCACCCUCAAAGCAUUCCAGACUCUUCUGUACCCAGCAGCAUACCCUUGUGCUGCACUCUCUGCCACGAACGUUUAGAGGACACGCAUUUCGUCCAGUGCCCGUCAGUUCCUUCACACAAGUUCUGUUUCCCUUGCUCCAGGGAAAGCAUCAAACAACAAGGUGCUACUGGUGAAGUGUAUUGUCCGAGCGGAGAGAAAUGUCCCUUAGUGGGCUCAAACGUACCAUGGGCUUUCAUGCAAGGUGAAAUAGCCACCAUACUUGCAGGAGAUGUGAAAGUAAAAAAGGAGAGGGACCCUUGAUUUUAUUAUGAUUUUUGAAAAAAAAAAAAAGAUAUUAUAUAUAUAAAUAUAAACCACAUGCAUACCAUCCAAACAAAACUAACGGACUUGUACAUAUUGGACACAAGGGAAGUGUAUACUUCGUAAACUUGGCUGUAUAAUUUUUGAUUUUUGAAUACAUUGUGUUUCUAUAUUUUUGAAGAUAAAGGUAUGUACUCAUUAUAUUGGACAACUUUUCCUCCUUUUAUUGAUGUUAAAGCGAUUUCUUGUUGUAUUUUUAGGUCUGGUGACAGUUCCCGUGAAACGUAGAAUGUGACUAAUGCUACUCUACAAGCACUUAGCAAAACUGAAAUGCUUCUAGCUGUACUUGUAUGCACUUGUUUAAAAUUGCCAAAUACAAUU